UCUGCGCAUUAUGCUCUGGGUGGAGUCAGUGUAGCGCAUCUUUUUACUAAAGUUAGAAUCAGUUCACAGCUCUAUUCACAGAGAACCGCAGGAUGAGUGCAACAAACUGUUCAGAGCUGGAUCUGGAGCUGGGAGACUUGCUGCAGGAGUUUAAUGAUGUAGUGAAGGAGCUGAGCACACCCCAGACCUCUGAACAUGUGCUGAGAGAUGUGAAGAGACACACAGCACUGACUGAAGGAGACGAUUCAGACUACUGUAGCGAGGCUUCGCUGGUAAACAGCUUGAAUGCCAGUCAAGAGGAGCUCAACAUCCCAAGCAUAACCGCAGCCCCAAAAGCCAGGCUCGGGGACACCAGUGACCUACAGAGCUUCAUUGAAAACCUGGAUAGAGAGCUUGCAGAGAUGUGAGAUGACGGGACGCACGUGAUCAGGGAGGACUGAGCACCUGAAGAGCUGCCAUUUAGCAAACCGUAAUCUCUGCGUCCACACAUAGAAAUUAUGCUGAAGAAAAUCACAGCUUGAAGGCUUCACCCCCCCCCCUUCACUAAGAAAAAAGAGCUCACAAAUUCAUCAAGAAGACAAGAAGAACUACUGUUUGGAAGAACCACCAAGUUUCUCAAAAGAAGUUUUAUUUAAAAAAAUACUUACAACAUUUAUAUGAAAAGCACAAUUCCUUGUAAGUUGUAAAGAUUUAUUGUUAAUAGCUAUUUUCACUUUUUUUAUAUAAGAAUGUAAAAAUAUCAGUGCUGCCAGGUUCAACAUAAUGUGUAAUAUUAAUUUCACCUUGUAAAGAUUUUUUAAUAAUAAAGGUUUUUGCAUUAAACGUA
Molecule: messenger RNA, 826 nt
Organism: Cyprinus carpio (common carp)
Lineage: Eukaryota; Metazoa; Chordata; Actinopteri; Cypriniformes; Cyprinidae
Product: regulator of cell cycle RGCC
Biological process (GO): regulation of cell cycle
Source: RefSeq, a predicted model, not a curated record